Molecule: messenger RNA, 2545 nt
Organism: Labrus bergylta (ballan wrasse)
Lineage: Eukaryota; Metazoa; Chordata; Actinopteri; Labriformes; Labridae
Source: RefSeq, a predicted model, not a curated record
GUUGGUAAACCGAUGAGUGAAGUGUAGAAAUCACCGUGAAGGCAUCAUGGCAAACGUUAAAGUUGCCGUUCGUGUUCGCCCUCCUAAUGCAAGGGAGAGUGCGGAUGCAGGAAGGCUAGCAGUACAGGUGGAGGACAAGUUUGUGAAGAUUCGAAAUGUAAAGUUGGAAGGACGUACAGAUGGUGCUGUGGAUUCAAGGGAGAAGCUUCUGGAGUUCUGUUUCGAUUACUGCUACUGGUCAGUGGACCCUGAAGACCCUCACUAUGCCUCGCAGGAGGAGGUGUUCCAGGACCUCGGUGUGUCGGUGCUAUCUGGAGCCUCUGAGGGUUACAAUGUGUGCCUAUUUGCCUAUGGACAAACAGGAUCUGGAAAGACCUACACCAUGAUGGGGACAUCGGGCUCCAUCGGAUUGACACCUCGGAUCUGUCAGGGUCUCUUCAGAUCUGAAGACACUUUUCCUGACGGGCAAAACUCGAGCAGAGUGGAGAUCAGCUUCCUGGAGAUCUACAACGAGCGCGUGCGAGACCUGCUUCGAGGUGGAGAGCAGAAGAAGAGAGCCUCCCUGAGAGUCCGAGAACACCCUGACAAAGGACCCUAUGUACAAGACCUCUCCCAGCAUGUGGUCUCAGACUGUAAACAGGCCAUGGACCUUUUGGAAGAAGGCAUCGCCAACCGCAUCACUGCAGCAACCCACAACCACGACGCCAGCAGCAGAUCCCACGCCAUCUUCACCAUCCUGUACACACAGGCAAUCCUUGAAAACAAUCUUCCUUCAGAAACCGUCAGCAAGAUUAACCUGGUGGACCUGGCAGGGAGUGAGCGUGGACCCCAUUACUGCAGAGACAGACUGACAGAGGGCUCUAACAUCAACAAGUCGCUGGUCACUUUGGGCAUUGUCAUAUCUGCUCUUGCCCAGAACUCCCAGAUGUCCAACAGCUGUCAGAGUAUAAACAGCAUGGCCUCUGAGGGCGAUGGCAGCACGGUGGGUAGCCACAGCAGUUCCCUGUCUGGAGGAGGAGGAGGAGGGGCGAGGAGACACUGCUUCAUCCCCUACAGAGACUCAGUCCUAACCUGGCUGCUGAAAGACAGCCUGGGCGGCAACUCUAAGACCAUCAUGAUUGCAACGGUGUCACCCUCUGCUAACAGUUACAACGAGACCCUCAGCACCCUUCGCUACGCUGCCCACGCCAGAAAUAUUGUCAACAAGCCUCGCGUUAAUGAGGACGCCAAUGUUCGGCUGAUCAGGGAACUGAGGGAGGAGAUUGACAGGCUGAAGAGCAUGCUGCUCAGCUUUGAAAUGCGGAAUCCCAGUCCAUCCCUGAGCGAUGAGAGGGAUGGAAAUCUUUCUGACAUCGUGCUACAGAAUGAACUUAAGGUGGAGCAGCUAACAAAGGAUUGGUCAGAGAGCUGGACAGACAAGAAGGAGCUGCUGGAACAAUGCAGCGUGGACAUCAACAGAGACCGAGCUGGAUUCCUCAUCAGCUCCCUCCAACCGCACCUGGUUACUCUGGACAGAGAUGUCCUCAGCACCGGCGUGGUCCUCUAUCACCUCAGGGAGGGAGUUACCCACAUUGGACCUCAGGAACUGUCUGCAGAGCCACAAAUAGUCUUGCAGGGUAAUGCCAGCUGUGAGAUUGAAAACCACGGAGGUGUUGUGACGCUGAGACCCCUGCCGGGCUGUGUCUGCCUGCUCAACGACAGAGAGGUCACUGAGUCCUGCAGACUGGCUCAAGGGAUGGUGAUCACCUUGGGAGGAGUGCAUAAGUUUCGUUUCAACCACCCAGCAGAGGCAGCCGUGCUCAGGGAACGCAGGCGGGCAAGUGAAAGCGACAUGACCUGCACCUACAUUGACCUAUGUCCCCUGAGUCCUGACCACAGUGUUGAAGAAGUAAAACUCCAAGGGCAGCUGGGUGACUGUCUCUCCCCCAGUGAGGAGUCUACUGCGAGGCAGCGUGUGGAGGCACAGCAACGCUACGUGGAGAGUUUGCGACAGGAGAUUCAUGCUGAACAGAGAUGGGCUGAGAGAGAGCUGGAGCGCGAGCAGGACCAUCUUCAACAGCAGCACAGUGAGAUCCAGCAGUGGAUUGUGCAGGAGACGCACCACCUAACAACUGUUGAGCAAAGAAUCACUCAAGAGUUGGGAGUCCAAACUGACCUUGUCCCUGCACCCCUCCUGGAGCGACUUACAGGUCAGGCACCUGAGGAUCAGGAAAGUCAGAUAGUCGAUCGGCCACCGCUAGUUUCAAGGGCCUGGAAGAGGGCUGUGCAGGAGGAGCUACUGAAGCAUCACGCCCUUUGCCGCGCUGAGAGCCGCAUCCGUCGGAAAAGGUUGCACUAUCAGCUGGAGAGAAUUGCCCGCAAGCGGCAUCUAUUGGAAGCUAAGAGGGAAUUACAACGGUUGGAAAGGGAGUUUCCUCCAGGACCGGACAGUCCAGAGUCUCCUGAGUCUCCAACAAAAGUCAGAGGAAGACGCUCUCGUAGACACUCAUUCUCUGCAGAUCUUUUGUCCAGACUCUACCCACAGCCCACUCCUGUCUUCAGGUAA